UUAAUUCGCUUCGAAUCGAUGAAUUUAAUAUCGUGAAUUUUAAAUAUAGUACUUGAAAUUAUAUUGUCCUAUAUACAUUAUACGCAAUUUCGAGACUAUUAUACGCAAUACGGCGGACGUAAUUUAUCUGUUAACGGAAACGAGCCGUAUUCAUGAAGAAUGUGAUUUUAUAUCGGUCCUAGAUCAUUUAUGGAGACAGAAAAAUGGAGUAGCUUUAGUGUCGAAGAUUUGUUCGGCUCGUGCGACUUGGACAAGUCGGGUUAUAUCGACCGACACGAAUUAGCCGCCGUCUGCGACUUGGACGAUCAUGAUUUAAACGAGAUAUUUUAUCAACUUGACCUGGACAACGAUGGACGCAUCAGCGUGGAGGAAUUUUCUAAAAACUUUCAGAACUUUAGCGACUUCGUCGCUGAUCUGAAAUCGACAAAAGAGUCCGAAGGCCAAGGAGGACUUUCAAAAAGUCGCAAAGGAUUGGCCGCGUUCAAGAACGAUUUGGGGUUGGAUUCGUGUCUUGAUGCAAGAUUCCUUUAACCCGUCACAUUUGAAAAGAAAAUCAGGCGAAAAGUCUCAUUGUCAAACUAGAAGCCCGAAGACGAAGUCAUUGCAUGCAUAUGAUAUUAUUAACAUCACUACAAUGAAUUGAGAAUAAAGUUUCGUUAAUUCAACAUCAAUGCGUCUGUUUGUCAGCUAUCUUUCCUUUAAUGCUCUUUAUUGCAUGAAAACAUCACGAAGACAUUCAUAGUCGGCAGGUAUCGUCUAUUUUUACAUCACCUAACUCGUCUACGGAGUGACAGUUGUAAGAAUAUCUCCAGCUGUGUUGUCUCAGCUCUUGAACAAACACGUAAAUUCUAGACAUCGUAUUUGUUAAUAGCCAACACACAAACGUGCGCAUACUAAUGUGCUAAACGCUCAAAGAGCUCGAAGAUCACGAAACAGCAAGUUUAAGAUUUAUUUGGAAGGUC
Dendronephthya gigantea is the source of this 962-nucleotide messenger RNA. Its product is annotated as ras and EF-hand domain-containing protein homolog. The record is from RefSeq and is a predicted model, not a curated record. Bases 190 to 531 code for a protein of 113 amino acids. The transcript is spliced from 2 exons. Gene Ontology annotation, molecular function: calcium ion binding. NCBI's taxonomy places the organism in Eukaryota, Metazoa, Cnidaria, Anthozoa, Malacalcyonacea, Nephtheidae.